AUGAGCGGCGACUUCACGGCUUUCUUCUAUGGCACCUUGAUGGCUCCCGAGGUGUUCUUUACUGUCUGCUACGGCGAUCGAGACCCUCCCAAGGCCAUCAAGGACAUGCACACAUUCACUCCUGCUAUCCUAGACGGCUACUGUCGCCACAGAGUUGAGUGUGCAGAUUACCCUGCAGUGGUCCCCGAGAAGGGCCACUCUGUCCUUGGCAUAUAUGCCACUGGACUGACCGACGGCAAUGUUGACAAGCUCGACAUGUUUGAGGGAUCUGAGUACUUCAAAGAGAAGGUCAAAGUCAAGGUUCUCAACAAAGACGGAACUACUCCUAAGAAAGAGGAGACCAAGGAGACCUUUGUCUAUGUUUUCGACAACCCCGAUCACCUCGAGAAGGGCGAAUGGGAUUUUGAAGAGUUUCGAAAGUCAAAGAUGAAGAACUGGACUCGAGCUGGUCUUGGUUUCGGUGAAGACAUCCCCGAAGGAACCGCCAAUGAUGAGUGGAAGUAA
Molecule: messenger RNA, 504 nt
Organism: Fusarium mangiferae
Lineage: Eukaryota; Fungi; Ascomycota; Sordariomycetes; Hypocreales; Nectriaceae
Exons: 4
Coding region: 1-504 (167 amino acids)
Source: RefSeq, a predicted model, not a curated record